This is a messenger RNA of Cetraspora pellucida, 708 nucleotides long. The record is from the annotation of a GenBank genome assembly. NCBI's taxonomy places the organism in Eukaryota, Fungi, Glomeromycota, Glomeromycetes, Diversisporales, Gigasporaceae.
AUGUCUUUACCUUCAUUUUCAGAUACUGAAGAAUCCAUUACCACAACAUCAGCUAUAUCAACUGCAUCAACUAAAAAACUGAUUGAAAAAGUAACUCGAUGUUUAUGUGGUGCUAAGUACCCAACUCUUAAUCUUGUUUAUCUAUAUAUGAAAAUACUUAAGAAGAGAUUUGCACCAGAAACAGAUGAGACAGUAGAUACCUAUUUGAACCUUAUUUAUGGAGAAGCAGAAAAUGAUGAUAAUAAGAGUGAUAAAACAAGUGAUGAUAAUAUCCCAGCUGCUAAUUUGAAAGAUAUAGACAAAGUAGAGUAUCUACUACUAGUUUCUACUGCCAGCUUGCUUAAUAGAGUUCAGGCUGCUAUUUAUUUGUUAAUGGAUGAGUUAUGGUCAAUUCCAUCAGAUAAUACUUUAGUUGUCACAUUUCUUAAUCCAAGUUUUAAACAUUUUAAGUGGGCAACAAAUAACAUUGAAAAAGGCUUGGUAAAUAGAAGUUAUAGCAAUAAUGAUGAUUUUUUUCAAGAUUUAGAAGCAGAUUCUGCACAAACAAACAUGGAAAAAGAUAAUAAAAUAACAUCACACAAGUAUCUUUCUAUCCUGGCUACUUCUGUACUGAGCAAGAGAUUAUUUUCUGACACCAGUAACCACAUUUCGGCAAAACAAACACAUUUAUCUUUUGACUUAGUAAAUAAGGUUUUAGAUGCCAAUUAA